AUGACCUCGCUUUGGCUUGAUGUGCCUGAGGCACUUGCUCCUCUCAAGCAUACCGCUCGACAUGAUAGUAGCUUGAAAUUCACGUUGAUGACAUUCAAUGCUCUGGCACAAACUCUCAUCAGACGUGAUCGCUAUCCGAAUUGUACUAAGAAUGCAUUGAAGCUCAAGACUCGAAUGCCGCUCCUGGUAAAUGUGAUUGAACAACACAAACCCGAUAUAAUUUGCCUACAAGAAAUCGAUCACGACCACUUCGCAAGUAACUUUGGAAGCACUUUUACACGACUGGGCUAUGAAUGGUCUUUUGAUAGAAAGACUCCGAAGGACGGGAAAGAUACGGCCCAAUAUGGUCUUUGUGUCGGUUGGAAGUCUGCCACGUUCGAAUCGAAGUGGCAGUUAAUAUUAGAUUUCGAUUCUGCUGAGCCGCCGUGUCAGUCUAAAACAGAUUGGCAAACUGGAUGUAUAGCUCAAGUUGCUGCCUUCACCACAUCGAAUCCAAGUGUUGGGUUGAUUGUGUCGAAUCAACAUAGUUAUUGGAGACCUGCAGCCAAAUUCACGAAAUUGCAUCAGGCCAUGGUGACUCUGGAAGGCAUUACAGAUUUGAAACGGCAACUAGAACAGGUCGAUGAGAGUGGAAUACGAUGGCAUGGAUUCAUGUGUGGUGAUUUCAAUGUAACUCCACUCGAAGCGACCUAUCGAGGAAUACGGAUGCACAAGCCUCUGACACCCGAGAUGAUGGCAGAUCUGCAGCUUGAUGCAGAGGAAGGCGCCGUCGAUACCAUUAUCAAACGUCGAGAAUCUCUGCCGCGUCUCGAUUCCUGCUACUCCACAUAUAGAGCAAUCGUAUCCAAGUCACCAGCUCCGAAUAUUGAUCACGAUGAGCCAGAGUAUACUCACUGGAGUGAAGGAUUUGUGGGUACUCUCGAUUAUAUAUUUAGUGUUCGAGACGAGGAAUUAUCGGUGAAGGUUGAACGACUGUUGAGAAUAGUAACUCUAGAAGAGUUGAGAGCACCAAUUCCGAAUGAGACUAUUGGAUCAGAUCAUUUGCCUAUAAUGGCAGAACUUACAUUAUCGAGGGCCUAG
This is a messenger RNA of Synchytrium microbalum, 1080 nucleotides long. RefSeq lists its product as uncharacterized. NCBI's taxonomy places the organism in Eukaryota, Fungi, Chytridiomycota, Chytridiomycetes, Synchytriales, Synchytriaceae. The record is from RefSeq and is a predicted model, not a curated record. The transcript is spliced from 4 exons. Gene Ontology annotation, molecular function: poly(A)-specific ribonuclease activity. The coding region runs from base 1 to 1080 and encodes 359 amino acids.